AUGCCUGACGAGAAAGAUCCCCCGGUCGCCAAGCCUGAGGAGGCGUCCGACUGUGCCAUCGACAGUUCUGAUGACGCCGACGACGAGUACAUCGAGACUCAGAUGUCGCAGUCCGAGCUGAAGAAGAAGCAACAGACGCAGCGCCGGACGAUCCAGCAUAUCGUUCCUUUCAAAUGGAGCCCUUUGGUGUUGCCGCUGACCGAGUCGAAUCUCGAGUCUUGCGUCGCCCUCGAGGACGCUGCGUUCCCUGAUCCGAGUCAUCGCGCUACCCGCGUCAAGUUCAUGUACCGCCUCGCGACCUGCUCAGAUAUCUCCACAGGUCUCUUCUGCAGCGUCGUCCCGGCCGAGGCCGAGGCUUUCCCCCUCUCGACCAUGACCGUCGCUAGCCCCGUCGAGACAGGUCGCGCCAACGGAGCCAAGCUGGUCCUCCUCGGCCACGCCGUCGCGACCCUCGGCGACGGCCCCGUCGUCAGCGACGACGACAUGGCCUACCCGGACAACUGGCGCGAUCAAAAGUCGGCCAAGAGCACGGAUGUCGGCCACAAGAUCAUGGGUCGCACGCUGUGCCUGCACUCCUUUGCCAUCGACCCCAAGCUCCAGGGCCUGGGUCUCGGCAAGCUUCUCAUGAAGUCGUACCUGCAGCAGAUCAACAACUCUGGCGUUGCGGACCGCAUUGCGCUGAUCUGCAAGGACUGGUUGGUUAGCUACUACCAGCGCUUCGGCUUCAAGCGCGUCGGCCCUAGCAAGGCGUCUUUCGCUGGUGGCGGCUGGAAUGACAUGGUCAUUGAACUUUCCGGCCCGCCCAAAAAGGGUCCCGAUGCCCUUAAGGCGUCCGCCGAGUAG
This is a messenger RNA of Colletotrichum abscissum, 843 nucleotides long. RefSeq names its product acetyltransferase. Lineage: Eukaryota; Fungi; Ascomycota; Sordariomycetes; Glomerellales; Glomerellaceae. The transcript is spliced from 4 exons. Gene Ontology annotation, molecular function: aralkylamine N-acetyltransferase activity. The coding region runs from base 1 to 843 and encodes 280 amino acids. Gene Ontology annotation, cellular component: cytoplasm. The record is from RefSeq and is a predicted model, not a curated record.